This is a messenger RNA of Trematosphaeria pertusa, 2817 nucleotides long. RefSeq lists its product as uncharacterized. The transcript is spliced from 4 exons. The coding region runs from base 1 to 2817 and encodes 938 amino acids. The record is from RefSeq and is a predicted model, not a curated record. Lineage: Eukaryota; Fungi; Ascomycota; Dothideomycetes; Pleosporales; Trematosphaeriaceae. Gene Ontology annotation, molecular function: protein binding; ADP binding.
AUGAUAUGUCGGACACCAUCUUGUGAGAGUGAUGCUCUCACUCUGGUGAACACCCCUUCUACAAUAGCCUCGCGGAACGGCCCCAAAGCUACCCGGUUGAAAAAGCCGGCAACCGAGGUUUCCAAAGCUACCAACGCCGUAAUCAGCCAGUCAACCGUCCCACGGGCAAGCGGACUCACAUCCAUUUGGCACAGUGUGCUCAGCACUCAUCUGGCCAGAUUAAAGCCAGCCGACAAGGUUUUCUGCAACCCAUUACCCCUUGAUAUUACCCUGGAUAAGGAAACACUACGGAAGAUUUUCGAACCGCUCCAGAAGAAAUACAAGAAAGCUCUAUUUCAACGAUUCAUCGACCGCAUCAACCUGAUCGCCGGGCAUAUACUAUCGUUUGGUAAAGCUGUAGAUGUGGCAAUAGGGAGUGGCGGGCCGUUCGCUGCCGGCGCAAUUUGGGGAGGGAUCCGGGUCCUGCUCGCGGUCACAACACGCACCAUUUUUAUGCAUGAAAAGAUAUUGGACCAACUAGAAGCACUUUGCGGCUACCUCCCUCUAUUCGACCGCUGGUUGAAACUAUUCCCUGCCUCUGACUACACGGAACUUGCGGAGUGCAUUGAAAAGACUUGCUCGGAAUAUCUCUUUUUCAUUGUUGAGUCGAUUCUCUUCUUUCGAAGGUGGCCAUGUGUCUCUCCGGGCCUCGAGAGCCGAUUCUCCACAUGCGAGGCAAAAAUCAAGCACCAGACUAAGGACCUUAAAUGGCAAAUUCAGACGGCAGGUUUAGAGGCGGCGCAGAAGCGAGGCGACAGUAUCCUCACGAUUCUCAAGGACACUGCGGCGCUACCAAACAGUUCUUCUAACAUAUUUCCGUUCCGAUUCGUCCAGAACUGCCCCCGAAACAAUUCCUUCUUCGGGCGAGAAGAAUGCAUGGAUGAGCUUACCUCGCUUUUUCGUGCUGGUGCCUUCGGCAAUCCUCCUCGAACGACCGGCGUUGUCAUACAUGGAUUUGGUGGUUGUGGGAAGUCUUCCAUCGCGAAGGAGUAUAUGUAUCGACAUUUCGAGACUGGAGAGUAUGCUGUCAUGCUAUGGUUCCACUCGGACACAGCGGCAAAGCUGGAGACGCAAUUUAUUCAGCUCGCCCGAAAGCUAGGCGUUAAAACCAAUGAAGCUGAAGCGCGCGACGCAGCCCUUCACUGGAUCAAUCACCUUGGUGAGUAUCGACGAGAAAGCUUGUGGGCGUUCAUACCUUACCUUAAAUUAGAGAAGCCGUUCCUCAUUGUCUUCGACAAUGCCGACGAUCCCUCCUUCCUACCCUCGUUCUGGCCUUCGUCCAUCCACGGCUCCAUCAUCAUCACCAGCCGGAACCCUACCGCGCAAGAAGUCAAUUUGGCACAGCAUGGCAUUCAUCUCAAAGCGUUUAGCGAAGAUACAGGAACGGAGUUUCUGAUUUCUAUACUGAAGGAUAGGCAUCCAUUGACCACUGAUGACUGCGACGCGAUUGAGUCAUUGUCUCGAUACUUCGGCGGUCUUCCUUUGGCUCUGCGCCAAGCAGGCUCAUUCAUGGUCCACAAGAAAUGUUCUCCAUCGCAGUUCAAGCGGCUAUAUCAGUCCCGAUUUGAGGAGAUUGACGGUUACCAGAUUGCCGAGUACGACAAAACGGUGGCGGAUGUCUGGACCAUGUCGUCAAGCGCCUUGUCUGACGAUGCACGGACUAUCUUGGAUACACUCUCCCUUCUUGAUCCAGACUCAGUCCCCAUGGAGAUAUUUGAAGUGGCAGACAUCGAACAUCCGCAUGGCGAAUUUCUCAAGGACCCACUUCGUGUAUUAGAUGCACAAGAGGAUCUAGCCAACCAAUCUCUCGUGGACCAUGAUCAAGCUAGCGGUAGCCUCAGCAUCCAUCGCCUAUUUCAGGAGACCACUUUUCGGAAGUUGAAGAAGGAUGGAAUGAGGCUUCAAAACAUCCUGCAUUUCGCGGUCAGCCUGAUACACAAGUUUUCGCCUGAAAUCGAUCUCGAGCAUAUCCGUAGCCCAAGCCACUGGAAGCCAAUAGAGAGGAUACUGAGCCAUGUGCAAAGUGUAUACCAUCGGUGCAAGCAUGCAGUUACGGAGAAAGAGGCAGUCAUCCUUCUCAAACUCAUGGUGAAAGUCCUGAACUACGGUUUUGAGUCAUCGCAGUUCGCCCUUGGUGACGAGGCAUUCGAGAAUGCACAGGAACUACUCCAACAUAUGUCCAACCCUGAUCAUGAGAUCCUUGCUCUUCUGUACUUUGUGCACUGCCGCCUGUGCUGCGAAACGAGUCGUCCAAGACAAGCGGUGGCCGAAAUUGUCCAAUCCCGUGAGCAUAUUGAGAGAGCAGCCAAGAGCAACCCAAGCCUACUCAAAACUCCUCUCUAUAUCAGAAUCCUUUCCAACCUCGGAAUCACUCACGCGGCUGUAGAGUGCUUCGACGAAGGGGAAGGGUUCCACCUCGAGGCCAUUGCCUGCUGCAAACGCCUCAAGAUGGAACGGGAAUGCAGCAUGGGGAACCUACUGCAGAAUCUUGGGGGUUGCUAUCUCUGGAGUGGUAAACUAGACGAGGCGAAGAAGGUGCUCGAUGAAGCCCGCAAGGCACCUAAUACAGCACCGGAGGCAGCGGAUUACACGCUUGGAAACUGGAUGAUAAAGAAGAGGCGGUGGCAUGAGGCUGUGGAGCUUCAUCAAAAUGUCCUGAAGGCAUAUGCGAGCCACCUCGGGCAGAAGCAUCCGGUGACGGCAGACUCCUGGCACAAAAUGGGAUCUCUUUUCGCGAUUUCAGAAUACUCGGACGGCGACACAAAGGAAGCGGAGUAA